Molecule: messenger RNA, 2109 nt
Organism: Morus notabilis
Lineage: Eukaryota; Viridiplantae; Streptophyta; Magnoliopsida; Rosales; Moraceae
Product: probable acyl-activating enzyme 6
Exons: 1
Coding region: 150-1814 (554 amino acids)
Source: RefSeq, a predicted model, not a curated record
GAAUAUGUAAAGGUCAAAUCAAGGCUUCUGACAACAAACGAAUCUCAUCUCCACACAUCUUUAGAAAAACAAAACCCAAUUUUCAUCUCCCUUCCCUCCGCGACGCCAAGAACCUCACAAAAUCCAUCAAGUCAAGAGCAUCAUCGAUCAUGGAAGAGUUAAAGCCAAGAGCAGCGAACUCAUCUCCACUUACUCCCCUUGGCUUUCUAGAAAGAGCAGCCACCGUGUACGGCGACUGCGCUUCUAUCGUCUACAACGACACCACCUACACCUGGUCCCAAACCCACCGUCGAUGUCUCCGCUUGGCCUCCUCCAUCGCAUCUCUCGGCAUCAAGCCUGGCCACGUCGUCUCCGUCCUCGCCCCAAACCUUCCCCACAUGUACGAGCUCCACUUCGCCGUCCCCAUGGCUGGCGCCGUCCUUAACGCCGUCAACACCCGCCUCGACGCCCGCACCAUCUCCGUCCUCCUCCGUCACAGCGAAUCAAAGCUCGUCUUCGUCGACCACCUCUCACGCGCCCUCCUUCUCGACGCGCUCUCCUUGUUCCCUUCCCAAACCCCGAUCCCUCUCCUGGUCCUCAUAACCGACGGUCCUGAUGAUGUUGAUGAUAAAAUUCAUGAUCAUCAAAAUCUGAUUUUCUAUGAGGAGUUGGUGGAGAGAGGCGAUCCGAGCUUCGAGUGGGUCCGGCCGCAGAGCGAGUGGGAUCCGAUAGUGCUGAACUACACGUCCGGAACGACGUCAUCUCCGAAGGGAGUCGUGCACUGCCACAGGGGAAUUUUCAUCAUGACAGUUGAUUCGCUCAUCGACUGGGGAGUCCCGAAGCAGCCGGUGUACCUCUGGACUCUCCCGAUGUUCCACGCUAACGGGUGGAGCUUCCCGUGGGGGAUGGCAGCCGUGGGAGGCACCAACAUCUGCCUCCGCAAAUUCGACGCGCCGACGAUCUACGACAUGAUCAGAAAGCAUGAUGUCACUCACUUAUGCGGAGCACCAGUCGUGCUCAACAUGAUAUCCAACGGUGCUAAAGACCAGCUGAAGAAUCCGGUCCAGAUUCUCACCGCCGGGGCUCCUCCGCCGGCAGCGAUUCUCUUCCGGACGGAGACACUGGGUUUCGUUGUCAGUCACGGGUACGGGCUGACCGAAACGGCGGGGUUAGUGGUUUCGUGUGCGUGGAAACGACACUGGAACCGGCUACCGGCGACGGAGCAAGCGAGGCUGAAGGCGAGACAAGGGGUGGGGACGGUGGGGCUCACUAAGCUCGCGGUGGUGAACCCGGAGACCGGAGCGGAAGUGCGAAAUGACGGGAAUACCCUCGGGGAGGUUGUUCUGAGAGGCGGGUCGGUGAUGCUGGGGUAUCUGAAGGAUCCGGAAGGCACGGCCAAGUGCAUGGCCGGAGACUGGUUUUACACCGGAGACGUCGGAGUUAUGCACUCCGACGGGUAUUUGGAGAUUAAGGACCGGUCCAAGGAUGUGAUCAUAAGCGGCGGGGAGAAUAUCAGCAGCGUGGAGGUGGAGUCGGUGAUUUACGGGUUUCCGGGUGUUUAUGAGGCGGCGGUGGUGGCGAGGCCCGACGAGUUCUGGGGAGAGACGCCGUGCGCCUUCGUGAGCUUGAAAGAGUCACCAGCGGCGGAGAAGAGGCCGACGGAGAAGGAGAUCAUGGACUACUGCAGGAGUAAGCUGCCGCACUACAUGGUGCCGAAGACGGUGGUGUUUAAGGCUGAGCUGCCGAAGACGUCCACUGGCAAGAUUCAGAAGUUCGUGCUUAGAGAGAUUGCCAAAGCCAUGGGCCCCGCCGGCGCUAGGCGGAGCCGGGUGUGAUGUCGUGGCGACUUUUUGGGUGAUAAAUGUCUUGUUUUUACGUUACGUCAAAUUGUUUGGAUAAUGAAAAUAUUACUAUUCUUCCCUACCUGUCGUCUGUAAGAAAAAGAAAAAUAAUACGGGCAAAUAUGUGUUCAAAAUCACACAUUAAAUAGAACGUCAAUUCCAAGGAAUGGUCUACACAGAUUAGAUACACUCUAGUUUCUAUAUAUCAUCAUCGAUUAGUUUAUGGUGUAAUUAAAAGAUUCAUUUUAUAUCAUCGAUUAGUUUUAUGGUGUAAUUAAAACAUUAUUAG